AUGACACCAGAAGAGCCUCAAAGUAGAAUUAUCGGAGGAAAGCCUGCGGAAGAUGGUCAAUUUCCUUUCUUUGUCCGAUUAGUGGCGUAUGGAGGCCCGUGGAGUGAGACUAGGAUUCAUAGUUGCGGAGGAAGCAUCAUCGAUCCUAGAUGGGUUCUCACUGCAGGGCAUUGUUUACUUGAAACUACCAACGCUUCUGAACCAGUUACAUAUCACAUCGAAGCUGGAUCUAUUAAAGCAAGAGAACCACGACAAUUUCAAAUCGUCAUCAAUGAUCACGCCUUUCUCCAUCCAGAUUACAAUCCUACUACUAUAGAUAAUGACAUUGCUUUAAUUAAGAUCAAACCCUUCACUUUCGAUAAAUACGUUCAUCCGGUAAGAAUUGCCCUCGGUUCUUGGAACUCUGAGUCUUAUGUUGGAGAGACAAUCACUGCCAUGGGCUUUGGAUACACAUCGAAUGAUGGACCGGUGUCUCCAGAUUUACUCUGGACACAAGACUUAACGGUGAUUUCAAGAGAAGAAUGUGCACCUGUCUACUUUUAUUUGCCUUCGACAGUAUUCUGUGGUGUGGAUGAAAAUGGACCACCAAUAAGUUCCGUUUGUUCAGGAGACUCCGGAGGCCCUGCUGUCAUUUUCAGAAAGGGAAAAAAGGGAAAGAAACUUUUUGAAAUCGGAUUGGUGUCAUUUGGAUCUUCGGAAGGAUGUGAUACUGCUCCUCAGGCAUUUACAGACAUUGCGCAGUUUCAUGAUUGGUUGACAUUGACCAUGGCCAGAAAUUCAUGA
Molecule: messenger RNA, 783 nt
Organism: Phlebotomus argentipes
Lineage: Eukaryota; Metazoa; Arthropoda; Insecta; Diptera; Psychodidae
Product: mite allergen Der f 3-like
Exons: 1
Coding region: 1-783 (260 amino acids)
Biological process (GO): proteolysis
Molecular function (GO): serine-type endopeptidase activity
Source: RefSeq, a predicted model, not a curated record